Messenger RNA from Ruditapes philippinarum (Manila clam), 860 nucleotides. RefSeq lists its product as uncharacterized. The transcript has 3 exons. The coding region runs from base 64 to 522 and encodes 152 amino acids. NCBI's taxonomy places the organism in Eukaryota, Metazoa, Mollusca, Bivalvia, Venerida, Veneridae. The record is from RefSeq and is a predicted model, not a curated record.
UCACGACACAUACGACGUCAUCAAGAAAAUGUCGUCUGCCAAAACACAAGUUUAAAACUUGUCAUGCGCAUACUCCAGGUUGAUACGGACAACAUCAAACAUAAUGUGAGAUGCAGAAUGGACCCCGGAACGUGCAGUGAAAACAUGUUGAGUUUAAACUCAAAAGAACAAACUUCUUUUGGAUUGGGCAAUGCUUGCAAUAGGAGAUUUUUCAACAAGUUUCGCGCGAGCCUCGAAGAGUUCUAUGCUAAUUUUACGAGAAUUCAUGGACGCAUUACAUAUCUACAGUCAGAUCUAGUUCUAUUUGACAACGAUCCGAUUUUGCCGCUCAUAAACACAGUGCGCAAUGAUAUAAGAAACGCAUAUUUUGCAAGCAAGCCUCAAACUACAUGGUCUUUGCCGUUGUCGGGUACUUACACAAACGAUGGAUCGGGUGAAACGGGUUUACUAAUGGAUCUCAUACAAACAAUCAACAACUUUGGCAACUUUUUGAAUGCAGUAUUUACAAUCCUGGAUGCUUAACAUAUCACUGAUUCGUGUAUUAUUCAUUCUCUACCACACGAUGUUGGACGCUUUGGUUCUAUUACAGUUAUCUACCUCAAUUAAUGCAUUUAAUGCAAUUGUCAUCAUUAUGUGUUUGAAAAAUUUUGUCAUUUUUUACUUUGAUAUUUAUUUAAAAGUAUUAUCAAAAAACCCUCAAAAGUCUGAAUUGUUUUUCACACAUUUUGUUUACAUAUUUUUAUGUUGUUCUGGCAUUAUCAUACGCUUCGUUUUUAUCUAUAUACAUUAACUUAAUGUUUUAUUUAUACGUCUAUUUCAAUGUUUGAUUUUGAAAGAAUAUAUAGCAAAACUUCUUACAA